This is a messenger RNA of Strongyloides ratti, 1419 nucleotides long. RefSeq names its product V-type proton ATPase subunit H. Gene Ontology annotation, biological process: proton transmembrane transport. Gene Ontology annotation, cellular component: lysosomal membrane; vacuolar proton-transporting V-type ATPase, V1 domain. The record is from RefSeq and is a predicted model, not a curated record. The transcript has 3 exons. Lineage: Eukaryota; Metazoa; Nematoda; Chromadorea; Rhabditida; Strongyloididae. Bases 1 to 1419 code for a protein of 472 amino acids. Gene Ontology annotation, molecular function: protein binding; proton-transporting ATPase activity, rotational mechanism.
AUGGGGUGUAGUAGUUCAAAAGAUGAGAAAUUAAAUGUUUUCAUUUCAGAGAAAAAUAUGACUACUUCUGAGGAUGUUGUUUCUCAAUUUACCCCUGAUAUGAUUAGUGCUACAUCACAUCUUCAAAUUCAAGCUAAUGAAGUUCGUAAUCGUGAUAAACCAAAUUGGAGUUCUUAUUUAAGAAGUGACAUGAUUAAACAAGAAGACUAUGAUUUUGUUAUUAAUUAUGAAAAGUGUACUUCACGAGAAGCUCGUCAACAAUUUAUUUUGCAAAAUCAAAUGGCUACUGCCAAUACUUUUAUUUCACUUAUUACAAAUAUUUCAAAAGUUCCACUUGUAAAAUAUUCACUUGUUAUGCUUGAUGAUUUAUUAAGUGAAGAUAAAACACGUGCUGAAGUUUUUAAAGGUGAUGUUCUUAAUAAUCCAGAUUUGUUUAUUAAAAAUCAAAUGGCUAUUAUUAUUGCUAAAAUAGCAUGUAAUGGUGGUGUUUUAAUGACUGGAACUGAUCUUAAUGUUUAUUUUAGUCUUCUUAAAGAAGAAUUAAAAAAUAAAGAUAAUAAAUACAUUAAUACAGCUACCAGAUGCCUUCAAAUGAUGCUUCGUGUUGACAAAUAUAGAUUUGAAUUUGUUAAAGGAAAUGGUAUUAUGGAUUUAGCUCAUGUUUUAAAUAACAAAAUUAAUUUCCAAUUACAAUAUCAAAUUAUCUUCUGUUUUUGGUGUUUAACUUUCAAUGAGAAAUUAGCUAAAGCUGUCCAACAUGCUGGUGUUAUUCCACUUCUUGUUGAAAUUUUAUCUGAAACAACAAAAGAAAAAGUUAUGAGAAUCAUUCUUGCAACAUUUAGAAAUAUCAUUGAAAAAAUUGAAGAUAGAGAAAUCGUCCGUGAAUCAGCUCUUCAAAUGGUUCAAUGUAAAACCAUGAAAACUUUAGAAUUAUUAGAAAAUAAAAAACUUGAAGACACAGAUAUCGUUGAAGAUAUUGAAUUUCUUAACCAAAAACUCCAAGCAAGUGUUCAAGAUUUAAGCUCUUUUGAUGAAUAUGUAACAGAACUUCGUAGCGGAAGACUCCAAUGGAGUCCAGUACAUAAAUCUGACAAAUUUUGGAAAGAAAAUGCUCAAAGAUUAAACGAGAAAAACUUUGAAUUAGUUAAACUUCUUAUUUCAAAAUUAGAAGAAGGCGAUCCACUUACACAAUGUGUUGCUGCCCACGAUAUUGGUGAAUAUGUUAGACAUUAUCCAAGAGGAAAAACAGUUAUUGAAAAUCAAGAUGGAAAAGGAAAAGUUAUGAAACUUUUAUCUGCUGAAGAUCCUAAUGUUCGUUAUCAUGCUUUACUUGCUAUUCAAAAACUUAUGGUACAUAAUUGGGAGUACCUUGGAAAACAAUUAGAUGCUGAUAAAGGAAAAGAAUCAGUACCUAACUAA